Dalotia coriaria is the source of this 1557-nucleotide messenger RNA. Its product is annotated as ribosome biogenesis protein BRX1 homolog. Gene Ontology annotation, molecular function: rRNA binding. Bases 32 to 1318 code for a protein of 428 amino acids. Gene Ontology annotation, biological process: rRNA processing; ribosomal large subunit assembly. The record is from RefSeq and is a predicted model, not a curated record. Lineage: Eukaryota; Metazoa; Arthropoda; Insecta; Coleoptera; Staphylinidae. The transcript has 3 exons. Gene Ontology annotation, cellular component: nucleolus.
UGUAUCAGAAAUAAUUAUUUAAACUAAUAAAAUGGUGAAAAAAGCAGUAAAACGAAAGCGUGCGCUUGUUGAAACGGCUGUGGAAGAAAAUGUCGUCGCAUUACCACCGAAACGGAAGUCCGAUGAUCUCAUUCCAACAAAAGCGAAAUGGACAAAUAAACAAAGGGUUUUGGUUUUUGCUGCACGUGGUAUUAGUUUCCGUGACAGGCAUUUGAUGGAGGAUCUUAAAAAGUUGAUGCCUCAUCACAAAACUGAGGCAAAAAUGGAGCGCUCCAAGACGUUAUCCGUUAUUAAUGAAAUGUGUGAGAUCAAACAUUGCAACAAAGCAAUUCUGUUUGAAGGUCGCAAACGGAAGGACCUUUAUCUGUGGUUUAGUAAUGUAUCAAGUGGUCCAAGUGUGAAAUUCUUAGUUGAAAAUAUUUACACCAUGGCUGAACUGAAACUGACUGGAAACUGCCUUCGCGGUUCUCGUCCAUUGCUAAGUUUUGACCCGACAUUCGCCGACAAACCACACUAUUUACUCCUCAAAGAACUUCUGACACAAAUAUUUGGCGUGCCUAACCAUCACCCAAAGAGUCAACCUUUCUUCGAUCACGUCUACACGUUCACCGUGCUUGACAACCGCAUUUGGUUCAGGAACUUCCAAAUCCUCAACGAUGAAGGCGCGUUGGCUGAAGUUGGGCCCAGAUUUGUCUUGAAUCCUGUGAAGAUUUUCAGUGGAAGUUUCGGAGGUACCGCGCUAUGGGAGAAUCCCUUCUACUUGAGUCCUUCUAGACAUCGAAAACAGAUUAAUUUGGUCGCAAAGAAUAAAUACGUCAACAGACAAGAACAGAAACUACACGCAGAGGCGACCAAACCCAAGGAGAGUUUCCAAGUGACACCAUUGGAAGACAUCUUUAAGGGAGACGCAUAUGAACGAGCACAGGCUAUUCAAAAGGAGUUAGAGGUGCAAAAGGCUAAAGAAGAUAAGUUAAAAGAGAAAAAGGAGAAGUUAAUGGAGAGGAAUAGGAAGUUAUUGGAACGAAAAAGCAAAAAGGAAGAAGAAAGUGUUCAAAAUGGUGAUGAUAGUGAUGAACUUGAGAAUGAUGAAAAUGAUUUUGAUGAAGCUAGUGAUGUAGACAACGACGAUGAUGAUGAUAUUGAUGAGGAUGAAGAUAUCCCUGAGGAAGAAGCAAAAAUAAACAUAAAAAAUGUAAUGGAUACAUUAAAAAAGAUGAAAUCUUUGGACAAACCAACAAAGACAACAAAAAUAAUAAAACCAAUGAAGAAAGCAACCAAGGUGGUCACCAAAGUGAAAAAGAAGGCCUUGAAAAAAUAAUUCCACAAUAACAAUAAAUACUACACAAACACAUUGUUACAAGUUGUUUACGAUAUUUCCAUCAUUAUACAAUCUAAGUUGUCCGUGCAACUUUAUCUCUACAAGCAUAAACUCUGUGUAAAACUAAUUUGUCCCAGGCGUUUAGGCCGACUACAAUAUCAGUGUAAAUGUAAAUUGUAAACAUUUAUAAAUACUACAUAGACAUUUAUCAAACAUUAAACAUUUAAAAACAUCCAUAA